GCGUCGCCAGGAAAAGAGGGGGAGGGGAGGGGAGGAUGAGCGAGAGUGACAGUGACAAAGUGAAAAUUUUGUUGGGAGUCGGAGUAAGGACAGCGCCCAUGCUGAAAUUGGAUAGGCCUACCUUUUUAUGCUCACAUCGAAACAUCGGACUAUCGUUCUCCGGUCGGAAUAGCGGCGAAUGAAACAUCGGAUCCUUUGGACAUGUACGUAACAACAGCAACUUGAUGUGUCCUAGGACCUGUGGAAGCCACCCCGCCGUGCUAAGUCCUCCCAGCAUGCAGUAGGGGCGGUCCACCUUAACACCACAAUUCAUGGCAUCGCCCUCUAAAGGAGCCAGGAUGUUUACAGGUUCUACCAAGAACCCAACCCCUAAAAUACCUCAGCCUGAGAGGCUGGACGAGGUGUACUCUGCACUGAGGAGAGGCCUACAGUCAUUCCUGCAGGUCCACCAGCUGGAGCUGGGCAGCCUGGGGCAGCAGAUAAGAGAGAGCAAGAGAAAUGACCGUCUGGGGUCUCUGUAUGAGUUGGAUAAGCAAGUGAAGGCUAUAGAGAGAUUUAUGCGUCGCUUGGAGUUCCACCUCAGCAAGGUAGAGGAGCUGUACGAUGCUUACUGUAUGCAGCGGCGGCUGAGGGAUGGGGCCAGCAAGAUGGUGGCAGCCUUUAACUCUGCCACAGGGAGCAAGGAGGCACGGGAGAGCCUGAAUGAGGCCAACAGGGGCUACAGGGAGUACACUGAGCACAUGUGUUCACUGGAGAGUGAACUGGAGAACCAGAUGGGAGAGUUUCACAUCAAGAUGAAAGGUCUGAUUGGCUAUGCACGGUUGUGUGCAGGAGACCAAUAUGAGGUUCUGAUGCGUUACGGGCGUCAGCGCUGGCGGAUGAAAGGCCGUGUGGAGGUCAGCAGUAAACAGGUGUGGGACAGUGAAGACAACGUCUUCCUGCCUCUUAUCACAGAGCUCCUGUCAAUCAAGGUGACUGAGCUGAAGAGCUUGGCCAAUCACGUGGUGGUUGGCAGCGUGUCCUGUGAGACACUAGACCUGUUCUGUCCACUGCCUCAGACGGUUGCUGUGGAUAUCAAUGACUUGGGGACAGUAAAACUGAACCUAGAGGUCAACUGGAGUCCGUUUGAUAAAGAUGACCAGACCUCGUCCUCCAGUACGGUUUCGAAGCGCUUUUUGUCCAAUCAGAGCCCUCCAGACACACCUUCCAUGCGCGAGCAGGUGUUUUAUUAUCUAUUGAGGAGACCAGGGGAGCUGGAGAAUGGUACAGUCUGGUCAAACUCCUCUGAAUCAUCAGACGACUCUUCCAGCCCAGCCAUGGGACACACACACAGGAUGAUGGCUACUCACAGCCUGCAGACCACACCCACUAUCCAGAUCUCCUUCAAUCCCCGCCAAUCAAGCGUCUCUACCCCAUCCCUCUUGUCCAAUCAGGAGGAAGGGGAGCCAGACGCCACCAAGGGAUUUGGCAAAACAGACUCUGUGAAGUGUACACUGCUGAAUGGCCAUUUGAAGUGUUCUCGAUCUCUCAGCCAUGUCAGUGAGAGAGCCAUAGACUGUGCUUCGACUAACAGGUUGUCUGACCAAUCAGUUGAGUCCUCUGAAACUCCAGAACCCCUACCCCGCUUAGACCUUGAAGUCUCCUGUGUGGCUUCUCACUGCUCUAACCAGGACAUGCAUGAAGCCUUGGACUUGCAUGAGUCUGUGGGCCCAGAGUCAUGUGUUUCAACCCCAGUGGAUCAAUGUGAUGCUCCUCCAGCCUCAAAACUACAGACCGAGAAGCCUAGGGCUGGAGUUGAGCCUCUUCCCACAGACUGUGUACUGGGAGAGGGACUGAGGGAGGAAAAGUCGUCCGCGGAACACAUUCACAGACUCCAAUCUACUCAACCACAAGCGCUAACACUACCUGAAGAGACAGUGACUGGUCGAUCUCACAGUCGGUCCUUCAGCUUCACUCAGGAAGUUGAGACUGCCCUGGAGAGCUUUGAUUUUCUCAACUGCUCUGACCUUGAUGAUGAUGAAGAAGAGGAGGAGAAAGAACAUGCAGAAGAGGAAGAAGAUGAACAGAAGAGGGAUGAGAAGGAGAAGGAACAAGAGAAGGAAGACGAGACAAGGGACUUUGCUGAGAGCAGUGAUGAGUGUGAGGACGAUGUUAUAGAAAUCAUUGUCGAGGCCCCUGAAGGCUUCCGGAAUGAGGACUGUCCUCCUCUAGAUGCAGACUGCAGCUCUGAGGAGGAGGAGAGUAGCGAGCAGCUGCAGGCCUCCAGUGAGACAAAGGAAGAGCAAGAGGAAGAAAAAGAGAAGGAGAAAGUGGAAGACAAGAAGGAGGAGGAGCAGGUUACAGAGAUGGACAUCCCUGCCACACAGGAGCAUGAAGCUAUCAUCGGCACCACGUCCCAUCGCGCCAGCCUGGUCCGCCUACAGCCGCCUUUCGAUUUAAAACUCGUCAUGAGAGCUCGAGCUCCCUCUAUAACCCGCACGGUCGUUUCUAUGGAGGGUGAAGUCGUUUCCAUUGAGACCGCUCAGGUCGAGGGUCUCCAGGACAGUGGGGAGGGUGCAGAGCUGCUCCAGACUGCAGAGGCUUCCCUGAUGGAGGGGGGUGUGGCACCCCAAGAGGUGACGGGGAAUGUUGAAAUGAUGGUGAUGGACACCCUGGACUCGACCCUUGACCCUGCCCUGCUACAGAUGAAGACUGAGGUCCUUGAAGGGGGCGGAACAGUGACGGUCACCGGGGGAGACGAGGGACAGAUCAUCACCCUGCAGGUGGUGAACAUGGAGGGGAACAUGGAUCAGACGAGUGCAGCGCUGGGGCUUGGACAGCUGCAGCUGGUGCAGGUCCCUGUCACUACAGCCACCGUGGAAGAGCUCCAGGCCAGCUUCGUUGACUCCUCAGCAGGCAAUACUGAGGCAGAGCCAGUGAUCUGCCACACCCUCCCUCUGCCCGAGGGCUUCCAGGUGGUGAAGGUGGGGGCGAAUGGAGAGGUGGAGACAGUUGAGCAGGAAGAACUGCAGGCAGCCCAGGAUGAGCUCCAGGUGAUCCAUGGGGAGGAGGAGGAGGAGGAAGCUGAGCCCCAAGUAGAGGACCAGACAUGGUCAAAAGACCCAGAUUACCAACCAACUGCUGGCAUCCGCAAGGGGAAGAAGGGCAAGAAGAGCCGCCUGCGUUACGGGGAGGGGGAGCGAGACAUGGACGUGUCUGUGUAUGACUUUGAGGAGGAGCAGCAGGAGGGGAUGCUCUCUGAGGUCAAUGCUGAGAAGGUUGUGGGCAACAUGAAGCCACCCAAACCCACUAAGAUAAAAAAGAAAGGUGUGAAGAAGACGUUCCAGUGUGAGCUAUGUAGCUAUACCUGCCCCCGGCGCUCUAACCUGGACCGCCACAUGAAGAGCCACACAGAUGAGAGGCCACACAAAUGCCAUCUGUGUGGGAGGGCCUUCAGAACGGUCACACUGCUGAGGAACCACCUCAACACACACACAGGCACUCGUCCUCAUAAAUGCCAAGAUUGUGACAUGGCAUUUGUGACCAGUGGAGAGCUGGUGCGUCAUCGUCGCUACAAACACACAUUUGAGAAACCCUUCAAGUGCUCCAUGUGUGACUACGCUAGUGUGGAGGUGAGUAAGCUGAAGAGACACAUCCGCUCCCAUACAGGCGAGAGGCCCUUCCAGUGCAGUCUGUGCAGCUACGCUAGCCGAGAUACCUACAAACUGAAGAGACACAUGAGGACACACUCAGGUGAGAAGCCAUAUGAGUGCUACAUCUGCCAUGCUCGUUUCACGCAGAGCGGCACCAUGAAGAUGCACAUCCUGCAGAAGCACACAGAGAAUGUGGCCAAAUUCCACUGCCCCCACUGUGACACAGUCAUCGCCCGCAAGAGCGACCUGGGUGUGCACUUGCGGAAGCAGCAUUCGUUCAUGGAGAUGGGCAGGAAGUGUCGUUACUGUGACGCUAUGUUCCACGAGCGUUACGCACUCAUUCAACACCAGAAAUCCCACAAGAACGAGAAGCGCUUCAAGUGCGACCAGUGUGACUAUUGCUGCAGACAGGAGCGUCACAUGAUCAUGCACAGACGUACACACACAGGGGAGAAGCCGUACGCCUGCAGCCAAUGUGAGAAAACUUUCCGGCAGAAGCAGCUGCUGGACAUGCAUUUCAAACGUUACCAUGAUCCCAACUUCAUCCCCACUGCCUUCGUCUGCAGCAAGUGUGGCAAGACCUUUACUCGCAGGAACACCAUGCUGCGUCACGCAGAGAACUGUAACGGAGAGAACACUGGUGAUGAGAACGGAACCCUGCCCAAGAAAGGCCGCCGCGGCAGGAAGAGGAAGAUGCGCUCCAGACGGGAUGACGACGAUGACGACACCGAGCCUGAGCUGGAUGACAUUGAGGAAGAGGAGGAGGAGCUGCUAGCUGAGAUUGAGGUGGAGCAGGCACCACCGGUUGUCCCUGUCCCUGCCCCUGUUGGCCCGCCAGCCAAGAGGAAACGUGGAAGACCUCCCAAGGCCAAACCUGCCCCAACGGCGGCAAUCAUCCGGGUGGAGGAUGAGACCACAGGCGAGGUGGAUGACAUCAUCGUGAAGAAAGAGAUGAAAGCCGAGCAGGCGAGCCAGGAGGAAGAAGCUGUCGAGGAUGAGGAGCCAGCAGUAGAGGUGGAGCAUGCCAAAGGAGAACCUGCCAAUCAGGUAGAAGAGUCACUCCAGGGGGAGGAGGUGGUGCAGGAAAUGGCACUGUCUGUCACAGAGGGUCCCCCCAACGGUGACCUCACUCCUGAAAUGAUUCUCAGUAUGAUGGACCGGCAGGGAAUACUGCUGCUGGUGCUCUUAGCAACCGUGCCUCGGCAACAGCCACGGCAACCGAGUGCUGUGUCUCCCCUUAUGGAGCUUCCAUUGGGUGGGCCGGCGCUGAGGCACUACACCCGCAACAGACCUAGACCACACCGACAAAACCAACACCUCCGCCCCAGCAGACCACAGGAAUCGGUGGUUGACAAUGAAAAUGGAGUCCCUAAUCACAUGGGGCGAGUUGAUGAGGGAGUUGAAGAGUUCUUUACUAAGAGAGUCCUUCCUGUCGACACCAUGAAAACACAGAAUGAGUCUGAGGAACCUCCCAUUACUGAACAGGAAGUGGAAGUAGGGCCUGCUAGCGCCGUCCCUUGCCCCGCUCCUUCCAGAACCCUACGGAGGAAGCUGGGCGAGUUCUUCACCCUUAAAAAGCGGAGGGCUGUGAAAUCAGAGGGAAGCCAAGAGGGGAAGGCCAAGAAGACCUCCAUCGCCGACCUAAUUCGGCCUCUUAGGGAGGCCACCAGAGCUGAAAAAGAUCAAGUGAAGGAGAAUGAAAAAGUGAAAGAGAAGGAGAGUGUGGAUGACAACGUUGUGACAGCAGAUCCAGUGGAAGCAGAAACCCCUCCUGAUGGUCCCAAUCCACUGAGGGGUGAGGCUCCACCCCGUCGUGCACUAAGAGAGGGGAAGUCACAGUCUCUCAUUCUGCUCUCUGGAUCCGCAGCCAAUGCUGGGAACACCAAGAACACUGCACAAGGGAAGUUUCAGAAACACUCGUCUGACAGCCAUCAUGGCUUUGAGCAGCGCCUCCAGCUCAUGCUACAACGUAUUGGUGUGUCCAAAGCUCAGCCAGGAGAGACACAGAGUCAGGAGGGAGAGAUGAAAAAAGCUGAAUCAGAGGGCACUAUCAUUGAUAAUAAACCUGAGCCCCCACCCACAUUUAUGAAGCCCCGGACCAUGUCCACCUCAUCAGAUACGAGACGAGCGGUCCGACAGAGUGUGUCCACACAUGAGUCAGCUGGGAAACCUGCUCUGCCUCCUAAGCCAAUAAUUAAGCGAUGCCCAACCCCACCUCCCACGAUCUACAGUCAUCUCACCCCUGAGAAUGACCUAUCCCAAAUACAGGAAGGAGAAGCAUGUUCCCCCACAGACCCCACCCCUAGUAUCACUGAUACCCCUACCAGUUCUAAACCUAUCCCCACUGACACCACUAUUCCCAUCACUGUCCCAGAUCCCACUAACUCUUCUAUUCCCACAGACACCAUCAUUCCCUCCCCUGUCCCAGAUCCCACUAACUCUUCUAUUCUCACUGACACCAUCAUUCCCUCCCCUGUCCCAGAUCCCACAAACGUUUAUAUUCUCAUUGACACCAUCAUUCCCUCACCUGUCCCAGAUCACACUAACUCUUCCAUCCCUGUUUCUACUACUGCUACUUCCUCUAAUUCAACCCCCAAUGACAUCAUCCCCUCUACAAUGUCUGCACCUACCCCUAUCAAUACUACAGCGCCCACCCCCAACACCACCACCUUCAUCCCCAGUACUAACCCUGCCACAACCACUACCAAUACCUCCAUCACAACUACAUCUGGUCCUAUGAAUAUUACAACUUCCACCCCCCCUACUGACAUGAACUUUGACUCUAUCCCCACUAUUACCCCCACCCCAACUCCCCCUGCCUCCACUGACUCCACCACCCCAACCACCCCUGCAUCGUCCAUCUCUAAUCUAGUCACAAUCACCAUUACAGGCAUUACUGCCCCAACACCUGUUAACACUAAUACUGAUACCCAUACAUCAACAACCCCCAUCACUAAUGCUUCUAGCCCUACCCUUACUGAUACUACCACCUCAACUUCUACUGACUCGACAACUCCAACACUAAAUACUCCCAUCUCCAUAAUUGCUUAUGCUGGCAACAACACUUCUACUCCCACCCCCACUACCUCUCUGUGUCCCUCCCCCACUAACUCUCUGUGUCCCACUACCUCUCUGUGUCCCACCCCCACUACCCUAAUUACUAAUUCAGUUACCCCACCUCCAUCUCCUGCUGCUACUAUAACAACAUCGACGCUUAAUUCUAUGAAUGGUGCUUCCACUCCUACCCAUAUCUCCAUAAACUCCACGGACUCCAACACUACCCAAACCGGAACUCACAAUACCAGCGCAACUAACUCUGUCAACUUCACUUCUACCUCAAGCCCCACUAACUCUACUAGUCCUAUCCCUACUUGCUCUACCAGCUCAACUUCCACUAACUGUGCUGCUUACACUGCUACUGUCCCUAGCAGUCUGAUUCCAAUUAUCUCUAAUAAUCACUCCCCCACUGUCACUUCUAUCCCCACUGCCACUCACUCAACUAACUCCACCAAUGUUUCCUCCCCCAUAUUCUCUUCUACUCACACCACUACUAACACUACUAGUCCCAUCCCAACUAACUCUACUAGCCUGACCACUAACCCCACCCCCAUUAACUCUAGCCCCGUCACCACUAUCUCUACAGGCUGUUCUAAUAUCACCACUGACACUAACUCUUCUGUCCUCAUCAGUAGCCCUAACCUCAUUAACUCUACUACCAACACCCCCACUAACCCUUCAAAUCCCACCAACACCACUAAACCUACUAACUCUACUACACACACCACUAUCUCAAUCCCCACUAAUUAUGUUACUCAUAGUCCCACUAACUCUUCUCCUCAUAGGCCCACUAACUCUUCCAGUCCAACACCCACUAACUCUGCUAGCCCUACACCAACUAAUGCUAUUCAACCAUUACCUGAGGAGAGAAUUAGCCUUAAUCCUGCAAUGGGACUGCUGUCCAUGACUAAGGCUACAAAUGACCUGAAUGCUGAGAGGGUAGAGAGGAACAAGGAGACAGAAGAGAAACGUAGCAAGGAAGAUGUCAGGAGGGCCACAGAGAAAGAAAAAUAACAAAUCAUUGGUGCACAACAUAUGCAAAACCAUAAAAGAGGAGGUGGGUCUGCAGAAGGUAGAUGAGAUAAUGAAUGAGGCAGGGAGUAGAAGGGAAUAAAUCAAAUGAAGAAAGAGAGUUGUGUAAAAAGGAUGGGGAUAAAAAGAGGGAAGGAGGGAGCAAUGUGUCAGAUGAAAAAGAGUUCAAAACUAAGGAGGUGGUAGAGAGCAAGUCAAACAAGGGACCAACUACUGUGAUAGAGGCAGGGGAGACCACAGUAAAAUAAAUGGGGGGGAGUCCAUGGGACUGAGUACAGGGACCACAUCACAGCAGAAAACCACAGAGGGUGGAACAUCGGACCAAAGAACUGAGACCCCCUCUGUGUGACACAAAUGGACUGACCCAGCAACGUGUCUUUUUUUUCUCAACCAUGUUUACAUUUGCAUUGCACGUAUUGUAUGAUUAUGUAAUACAUCAACUGUGGUGAAAUAUGUUUACAAUAAUUUGUAAGUCGCUCUGGAUAAGAGCGUCUGCUAAAUGACUUAAAUGUAAAUGUAAAUGUAUAUGAGAUACAGUACGUAUGAUAAUUAAAAGUAAUAUUCAUAAUGUCA
Molecule: messenger RNA, 8294 nt
Organism: Oncorhynchus gorbuscha (pink salmon)
Lineage: Eukaryota; Metazoa; Chordata; Actinopteri; Salmoniformes; Salmonidae
Exons: 37
Coding region: 312-7703 (2463 amino acids)
Source: RefSeq, a predicted model, not a curated record